Molecule: messenger RNA, 3113 nt
Organism: Amoebophrya sp. A120
Lineage: Eukaryota; Dinophyceae; Syndiniales; Amoebophryaceae
Source: the annotation of a GenBank genome assembly
AGCAGAGGCAGGUUUUCGUAGACUGUGAAACUCGCAAAAGAAGUACUUGUCGAAAUAUUAUUUAAGUAAACACUAGCUGCAACUGAAGGUACCUUAGCGUUUAUUCCCGUAUCAAUACAUAAUUCGAAAGAGUCGCGAUACUCUGACUUGAACUCAAAAAGUUGCAUAUUUCUUGCGUCCGCAUUUGUAUUAGCAUUAGCUCUGAUUCUUUUUCUUUCAAUUCUCUAGUUCUACAUAAAUUCGAGUUUCCUAUCUUCUGUGGCCAAGAAAAUGGCCGCUCUUGCGCAGCUGAUGGUCUCUCGAUUGAUGGUAGUUGCGCCGGCUGUGAUCAUUUUCGCACCCACGGCCGUCGGAGUAGUGUCUCUUUCUUCAUCUACACGACGUAGCACUAGCAGUAGCACCACACCAGACAGGGAUGUUGCAGCACCAACAAGGCACCCCAGACUAGAAGCAGAGCGCGCGGAUCGACAGCCUUUACUUCAAAGCGGUGAGGAAGUUUUGACUGGAGCAACGCACCAGCCCAGUUCUGCGAGCGGCCAGAUCGUCACCGACGGGGCGCUGGCGCGUCAAUGGCGUGCUAGAGAAACCGCGGAAGAAGUCGUGGUUGAAGAUGCAGCAAAUGAGCAAGAGCACGAGCGGAACCAGAAUCCCACAUGUUUCGACUCUGGCGGAUGGCUGGUUUCGCAGCCCGCACGGGACUUGUUGGCGUUGUUGGAAAUCGUCGAGGCAAGUAUCCCAGACAAGCAUCAGUGCCUGUUUUGUCAAGAAGACGAAACAGAGCCAGAAUUGUUGGCGCGGCACAAGCGAAGUGUGCUCAGAAAGAACAGAAAAAGUCGGGGUGGAGUGUCGUCUUCAAGUAGUCGCUCCUCCGGUGGCAGCGUUGUUCGUGGGCAGAGAGAUCGAAAACGAGACGCCACGAGAACCUCUCCUGGCGACACAUCACUGCGGGAACAGAGUGCUAGAACCGCGGGCGGAAUGUUCGAUAGCGAUGACGAAAACGAGACAGCGGAAAAGUCUUUUUGCUGCCUGGAUGAAGUUUCUUGUCCAACGGAAAGAGAAGACGACGCCAUGACUUCAGUGGUUUUUCUCCCCUGCCAGCAUCGUGUGCACGGCUGUUGCUUGGAAGAUUGGAUCGAACGGAAUUUCUUCAAAUUUUACAGUGAUGAGCCUUCCGACAGGAAGAACGCGCUUUGGAAGGAGGAGCAGUGCAAGAGGGUGCGCGUGCGAUUGGAGGACUUUGUUUGUACUUUCCGCAGUGAUAUUAAGGAAAGAAGUACUCCAAGAACCGCGGACGAGCUGCAUGCUACGGGAGAAACGAAGGCCACAGGUAGUUGCAGCGCGGAGCAACCUAGCACGCCGCAGCCAUUGCUUGUCGUUGACGAAAAAAUUUCUGAUGCGAAGAAGCCGCUUACAGGGGCUACAGCACACCCUUCUCCUACCUCGUCCGACACCGAGCUUGGGAAUAUCAGCGAAGAGUGUCUCUUCGUUUCGGAUUUAUCUGCUGCGCUUUACUUCAGUCCGCCAAUGCAGAGCAACGCAGUACUGCAGAGAAGGUUUAUGAACGCUUCCCACAGUUCUUUGUCGUGUCCGAUAUGUAGACAGCACGUGCAAAGCUUGGUGCCAAUCCUCCAGGAAGAUAUCAGUCGCGUUCUCGAGCAAGUUCUUUCGGAGGAUGAAAACGCGGACGACCACAACGCUGCAGGGUCCCGUGGUCUCCCCCUUCUAACUCCGGACGCAACCGCACGGAAAGACCGUGAGGCGAUCGCACAGAAGAAGCAUUGCCGCAGAAGAACAGCGGGAAGAAAGCGGAGCGGACACACAAGUUCUAACACAAAUGAUGAUGCAGCUCUUUGCGGAUUGGAAGAGAAACUGGAGCGGCUCACACUCAGUCCGCAUCGCAUGCUGCGGGUAAAACAGGAUAUUUUCGAAAAGCUGAGAACGCGAGAUGCAAAGGAAGAUAUUUGUGCCGUGAAUGACCAAGCAAAAGCACGAAAGCUCGGCAAACAAGGGCGGACUGCGAGGUGGGUCGCGAGAGGGAAACCGAAAAACAGAAAGACGAACGAGCGCGACACCCGCGAGAAAUCGGAUAGUAAUUAUCUCGGAUCGGAACGACAACGAAGUUGCUUUGCGCGCAUGCAGCACUGCUACCUUCAUUGCUACCUUCGUUGCUUACAGGGGCGAGCUGCGGUUGCCAAUCGAGCGCGUGGCGUCGUGCGGGCUGCGCGAGGAACGCGGGUCGGACGGGGUUUGCUGACAUGUAUGCAGAACCACGAGCAAGGACUCAGAUUGGUGAUCGCGUUUGUGCUCAUCACUGGGAUCUCUGCGGGCACCUUUUUGAGAGACGGCCUCCACGUACACCUGUCCGAUGCUGCUGCGGAUUUUUUCAAGCAAGUGGGGAUUGCGCUUAUUUUUUUCGACGUAUGCCUCUUUAAACCGCUUGCCCGCCUCGCGACGCAGCUCGGCUUGAAUCAAAACAGGAGCGCAGACGGCGGAGAGGAAGGUCAACGAGAGGAGCAGCAGCUCAAGAGCUUUGAACUGCGUCUCGUGCGGGACACGAUCGAAUCGGGGCUGCAACAGCUCCUGGAAGCUUCGAAGAAAUCAAAAGAGAUAGACGACGAACCUUGCGCCCAUCUUCCUGCGCCCCUCGACUUCGAGGUCUAGAAAUAGAGGAGGAUUAGGUCAAAAAUAUGUGGCAAUCCUUACGCACAGAACAGACCGACAACGUCAAGCGAUGAGAUUUGUUACCGCGCAGCGGGGAGGAUCCUUUGCGUUGUCCUUUCUCGGAAACGGAAAUAAUGACAUUAUCGUCGGAUAGUGAGAAAUGUUUAUACAGGUUUUUGCACUGUUUGAUUGUAACUGAGAUCUGUGAUGCUGAAGCUGAUGUAUUAGACAGACGACGUUGAAGAUGACCCAAACACUCAAAAUCUAUGUACGAUGAAGCAGAAGCUUUCGCGUUGCCAUGCAUAUCACUGAACUAACAAGCUGAGACAGGCAUCGAUUUCUAUGUUGGUCUUGUUUAACCGCCGGAUGGAACUUGUUGACAUUUUGCUCUUGCACUUUUCAUUUGCUCAACCGUAAAGACACACUAGCUACAGCACACCAUAAAUGUCUCG